Cynoglossus semilaevis (tongue sole) is the source of this 5679-nucleotide messenger RNA. RefSeq names its product PPARGC1 and ESRR induced regulator, muscle 1b (gene perm1b). The transcript has 6 exons. The record is from RefSeq and is a predicted model, not a curated record. The coding region runs from base 2155 to 4683 and encodes 842 amino acids. NCBI's taxonomy places the organism in Eukaryota, Metazoa, Chordata, Actinopteri, Pleuronectiformes, Cynoglossidae. Gene Ontology annotation, biological process: response to muscle activity; regulation of DNA-templated transcription. Gene Ontology annotation, cellular component: nucleus; cytoplasm.
UAUUUCCUGUAUAUAUUUUGAAUAAAGUCAAACCCUCUCUGCAGUUGAUGGAAAUACUUGUAUAAACAGUGUGAAGUUGUUUAUUCUAAUCUUGGCAGUUGUCAUAAAGCUGUGCAACAAUGUUUACACAUACUUCUGUCUCCAUGGUUGCUCUAAUUCCAGGCCGUCAUGAUUCCCUCUUCAUCAGUGAGGAAACCCAGAUACGUCAGAAGAGAGCGCCCGUCUGCCUCGUCAAAAGUUAACAGUGCCACCGUGCCGACGACGUCCGCUACUCAAGUGUUGAAUGUCUGAGAGGAAGAGAAGGAAGAGAGAGGAAGAACGCUCAGGAAGGAAGGUAGAAAGACGGGAAGGCGGAGCGACCUUUGACCUGUACAUACUACUGGUAUUUUUAUAAACAGAUAUUAUAACUAAAAUGUUAGAAGUAGAUUCUAUAUAUUGUCAGAAGAAGUAGGACAUCGCUGGUCGGUUUUUAUUUCCCAGUUCGUCACUGUUGCCAUGACAUUUAGAGUGAACUCUCAGGAUCAUCUCUCAGAUUUUAGGUCUUAACACUGAAACAUUGACCAGAGCCAAGUUGAGCAAAGUCGCCUCAGAUUUAAGGCCAAGUACAAUUUGCCUGGAAUUGUUUGUUGUUGUUUUUUUUAUUACAGAUUUUACAAGAUAGUAGGAUUUUUUUUUUUUUUUUUACAUUGGUGAUAUUUAUUUGCAAUUUCUUAAUUGUGCACUGAAUAAGUUACGUCUUGUUUGUUUGUUUCUCCGGACUGGGUUAUUGUAGGAAGCGUAGCUUUAGCUUUUCCCUCUUCCCUCCAUGAUUUGAGUAUUGAUUUUGUGUUUUUCAAUUACUGAAUCUGUUGUUGGGUGUUUUUUUUUUUUAUGACGUUAUUUUCCAUCUGUGUAACCAUAAUCUUUUAUUACAGAUUUAAGAUUAUUCCGUGCCAUUAAAACAACACACAAUAUGUUUUGUCUACGAUGUAACAUUGUGUCAUUGUGUACAAUUUGCACUUUUACCCGGGGUCGUUAGCGGAUGUUGGACCUUCAACCUCUGAGGUUGUGAUGAUUUGUUUGUAUAUUUGCCAACAUUUUUGUCGCUUUGUGAAUCUAACUUGACUACUGUUUGUUAUGGCAGCCAAACGUCCUUUGAUCUGAAACGGCUCGUGCCACGUGUGCCAUGACUCGUACCUAUAUCUAUAUAUGUUUAUACAUAUACAGUGCCAUUCUGAGCUUUAAAUUCAGCCAGGGACAUUUUUCCGGUAAUGAACGAAUGAAUAUCUGUGGCCUUUUAUGUGCACAACUGAAAACAUAGACGUCAUUGUAUCACUGACUGUGUAGUAUUUUAAUGUAUGUUCAUAUCUUGACACCACGAGGCAGGGAAAUAUAUAUUUACAUACAUAUAUAUAUACACACACCAUCAGUGACACGUGCCAGAUACAGAGCAGUGAGUUUUUUCAGUUUAUGAAUUAAAGCCUUUUGUUCUCGCUGCUGAAUGUUCCUGAACUAAAGUGGAUCAUGUACAUAUUAUUUUAUACAGACGACGCAUUGUUUUGGUUUUGUUUUUUUUACGUCAUGUAGAGAUUGUUGUACGAUUGUUGACAUUAAGAAUGUACUAAAGAUGUUAUCAUGGUUGUUUGCAGAAAUAAAGCACUUUUAUUGUAUUUAAAACACCGCCUGUCAUAUCAUACCUUCACUUUAACAAAAUAAUAUAAAAAAUAACUAAACGUAAAACAGUAUUGAGCCCCUAAAGGAGCAGGGGGGUUGCAUGGUAUCAACAGUUUAUAUUUGUCCACAUUUGUUUUUUACUUGUAAAUUAUUUAAUACUUUUGAAAAGUUUGAAUGGUAAUUAUUACUGCCUGAACAGUACAUUGAUUUUUUUUUUACUGUAUUUUUGAUGAAUGAAAACUCUCCUUGUGAAUUCUGUGAGUGAAAUGCCAAACUGUUGCUGAAGGACGUUUGCACAGGCAGCGACAUGUGACCGGUCAUUCAGUCCCGCUCUAUUUAUAACAGCUGAGUGCAGCGCUGCCGUCCAACACAUGGGACACAAGGACAGAAAGACAGGCAGCCGUCAGAGCUGACAUGUUGCUGCAGGGACAAAGUCAUGGAACCGUCAACCUGGACGUCCUGUCCCCGUCUGCCAGACUGAGACGCUUGUGAAACGUCAACAUGGAUGACCUGGACCACAGCAUGCACAUCGCAGAGUUUGACUGGAGCAGCUUCUGUGACGACAGUGAGGAGUGCUGUCUGCUGCAGCCUUCGCUGGCCCGUCCAGACAACCUCAGUGAUACGGACGAUCCAGAAAACUCCGCCUCAGGCGUUAGAGCAGACCAGCAGGAGAGUUGUGUGGAGCGGUCAGAGGAGCUGACGGACACCGCUGCACACGUCCAGGAGGAGACUCAUGACGACAUCCCAACCUCAACGCUGGAGGAUCCUUCCCAGGAGAGUCCAGGAGAUUCCCAAACUCCCGUCAAAGAGGAUGAACGCGUGCAAACACAAAGUGAUGAGAACUCCAGAGAGCAGCCAGAUGUACUGAGUGUCCAUGAGACACUGGCUGCAGACAGGCAGGCUGUGGGUGAGGACGGAGGAACAGCAGAGAGGGAGCGCUGGUUCGUGACAGUCAAUUACUCUCCAGCACGACCUCGCCCUCGUGGCCUUUCGGUUAAAAAAAAACGAAGACAAAAAAACUCUUCUAAAAGCAGACGCGCCACGAGCUGCAGACCAGACAGGUGUGACAAGGAGGAAUCAGGUGAAGGACGGAACAGAGAGGAGGAGGAGAGGAGGGGGUGUCAAGGUGCUGAGAGCGGCUCAGAUCUGUCAGAAAAGGAGGCAGUGAGAGCAGGAGACCAACCCCCAGGGGGCAGCCUGGCACCCGUCGGAUCGUAUGAGACAUUUACAGCCGAAGCCUGCUCACAGGAGGGGAGAACGGGGGAGUCACAGGAGGUCUCCUCCAGUCACACCUGUGACUCAGACUGCUAUUUUUCUGCUGCUGAAUCAGUGGGCGACACGGAGCAUCGUCACGAAGAAUAUCCUCAACUUUUGGAAUCCACAAAUCCUCCGCGCCGAGCGUCUGUGUUAACGCAGGAUGUUAAACCACAGCAUGGCAGGUACGAGGGCACGAACGUCGGCCUCGCCGUGACUGCUCCAUCUGCUGAUCAUAAAGUCCAUGAAAUCCCAGAGGACUUCUCAACGAGCGACACCAACACGAGCGGCGCAGAGCUUCACGGGUGUUCAGAAAAAAAUAUUCCAACAUCUGUGAGAGAUGAGCUCCGUCCUGGUACCGAUUUAACUGGGACACCGUGUUCUACGGCAGACGACCCAGGAGCGCAUGCUCAAGCUGCGGGGCAGAGUCGACAGGUGUUCGCAAUUUCUGCCUUUUGGGACGAAAUGGAAAAACUGACCAUAAACGACAUUUUACACCUGAGGAUGAGUCAGGAUCUGCCUGAGAGCGAGGCACGACAAUCACAGGCCGCAAAUGUCGACGCCUCCGUGACCAAGGGCAGCUGUCUGGCCCACAGUGGGCAGUGUUCCACGCCUGACGUGGGUCUCACGGACCUGUCAGACACGACCGACUCAGACUACUUCACACAGGCUGAAGAAUCGAAGCCCGAUCGCUCCAGCUGUGAGGUCUCCACCUCGGACUUUGAGGACGAGGGCUGGCAGUUCAUUCAGGAAAGAACACGUGACUUUCCGUGUUCAUCGUCCAAGGAGGAGAACGUGGGUGAGGAGGAUGAGGAGUCGUUGAGCUCUGAAGAGAGGGGGACACCUGUAGCGUCCUUUGAGGACUUUUCAGGACUGGGUUUUGAGGAUUGGGAGUCUCACACUUUGAGGCCUGGACUGAUGAGAAAAAGCAAAACGAUGUCUGACGUACGAACGCUCGACCAAAGGAACUUCAGUGAUCCUUUCAGUGACAACAGACUGUUUUUCAGUCGGUGUCAGUCUGUGGAGGAAACUCUGGUCCUGGAGGUCAGCGACAGUCUGGACACACUCACGUCAGCAUCCAACUACGACACAGAUGUCCUGGGUGAACAACAGCCAGAGCUUUGGGACAACUUCUCCUUGGAUGAUAAAUCCAAACUGCAGUCCUGGUGUCUGGAUGGUUUCGGUCCUGGAGAUCUCUCCGUGGUCCCCGUGUUUGACCACACUCUGAGGGAUCAGGUUUCAGUCUCGGUUCUCCUGGACUCCCUGUGGAACGCAGACCAACCCGUCCCCAUCUUCUCCUGCCCUCAGUACGUCAGAGGAAUCACAGUUCCCAAAAUGUUCCCAAAACUGAAGGACGACUUCUCUCCAAUCAGAGUCGUGUCCGGAUCGCUGACAGGAGCCAGAGGUUGGACAAACAGCUGGAGAACUCCACUGUCCGCGAACAGGUUUGACAUGUCUGACGUUCUGACGGAGGGACACGUCCCCGCUGCUUCUCCUCUAGUGUUCAGAGAGCCGACGGCACAGCGCCACAUAGUGGAACUUAAAGAGACAGCAGUCUUUCUCAGAGGACACCAAGGCGUCUUCUCUGCGCUGCAGCAGUCGGACAUGUGCCUGCUCUGCAUCGCCUUCGCCUCCUGGGUGCUGACGUCCUCUGACCCAGAGAACGCAGACACGUGGAAAGCAGCUCUGCUGGCAAACGUGAGCGCCCUGUCGGCAAUCCAGUACCUGAGGCACUACGUGAAGAAGAGGAGACCUUCACGAGAAGACCCCCGAUGAACACCGGUCACAGCAGACAGUCAUUCCCAAAAACCACUGAACCAGGGUCCAGCCGUACAAACACCUGAACUGUGUGUGUUUUCAUUCACUUCCUGUAGUUCCUCAAUAAUUCAACUAGUUUUAAGGCUCACAUCAUUUGGGUUUUCAUUAUCGGAGGAAAAACCGAGAACAUUUCUUUACAGAUGUUACAUAAGUCUGUUACUAUCAGCGCUACUUCAAAAUAAAAGACCUCUUAUUAUGGACGUGAUACUGAACCAUUUAUGCUGCUGUGAUUCCCACAUGUAUCUGUAUCAUAUAUAUAUAUAUAUAUAAUUUUAUUUUCACUCAUUUUUACUUUAUAUAAUGUGGUUUGUGAACACUGCUGUAAUUGAACUCUGAACUGAUGAAUGUAGGAAAAUAGGUAGAAAAUCGUAUACGAGUAAAGUCAUGGUGUUUGUGUUGGAUUUGUGUUUUAGGAAACAGAUCAAAUGGAGUGUGAACUGUGACUCAGUUUAACUUUUAACCGUUCGUGUUAAUGAAUAAAUGAAAAUUGUAUUUUUGAAAAGAACAUGAUGUUCGUUUUUGUUUUUUAAAUUACAAACCAACACAAAUUAAUUGGUAACAGUUGUGUUCAACUGACGGCCUCAGGGCAGGGGGUCAAACUCAGGGGCCACAUACCACCAGUUAGAUGUCCAGUGGGCCGAACCAGUACAAUGAAGUAUAAAUGUAAUUAAAAAAAAAAAAUUACAUGAACAAAAAAGUUUUUUUUCAAAAUUCAUCUAGUGGGCCGGAUUGAAACCCCAAGCGGGACGGUUUUGGCCCGCGGACCUUAUGUUUGACACCCUUGCCUCAGGUAGUCACUUAAACAAUUUUUUUUCUUGUCUAAUAAUUCAAAUUAAUUAAGUAAUCUAAUUAAUGUAAUAGUCUAAUUUUAACAACUCAAAACAGACAAAAUUUCACAUAUACUGUAUGAUGAUUUGUUUGUUGUGUUAAAAUAAUUAAACUGUUAAAAUAAUU